Messenger RNA from Nematocida minor, 1659 nucleotides. RefSeq names its product transcription elongation factor SPT5. Gene Ontology annotation, biological process: regulation of DNA-templated transcription elongation; transcription elongation by RNA polymerase II; regulation of transcription by RNA polymerase II. Gene Ontology annotation, cellular component: ribosome; DSIF complex. Gene Ontology annotation, molecular function: structural constituent of ribosome; mRNA binding. Bases 1 to 1659 code for a protein of 552 amino acids. The transcript has a single exon. NCBI's taxonomy places the organism in Eukaryota, Fungi, Microsporidia. The record is from RefSeq and is a predicted model, not a curated record.
AUGGCUAAGAGAAAACACGUGGUUGAAUCUGAUAGCGAAGAGGAGUUUAAAGCAAGCAGGUUUGUCGACGUAGAGGCGUCUGAAGAUGAGUCGUCAGACAAUGAAAGCAUGGACGACUUCAUCAACGAAAUUGCAGAAGACGUGGAAGUGGCAGAGGAAGGAGGAGAGGAAGAGACAGCAGAAGAAGAGGGCCAGGAGAACUACGCGAGCUCAAGCAGCGAAAAGCUCGAGGACUUUGAGGAGUACACAAAAACCGUGGAAGAAAGGUACAAAACAGUAGACGCAGUGGAGAUAGAGGAGAUACCGCAGCAGCUGCUGCUUCCCACAGAUAAGUCGCCAAAGCUCUGGCUGAUACGGUGUGCGCCAGGAAAAGAAAAACAGCUGGUGCUAUCGAUCAUAAGAAAAACAAUGCACAGCAAGCUAAACAUCGCAUCAGUCCUAGCGAACGAGCUCGUGAAGGGGUACAUAUACAUAGAAGCAUACCAGAAACAGCAGGUGCUGCAGGCGAUAGAAGGAAUCUCAGGUGUCUUCAAAUCAAACAUAGCACAGGUGCCGAAUAAAGAGAUGGCGGAUGUCCUCUUUAUACCAGAGCUGGAUACAGUUGUGUUCAAGAAAGGAAACUACCUGAGGAUAGUGAAGGGAAGGUACGCAGGAGAGAUAGGAAGAGUGGAGUCAAUAGGCAGCACAAAAGAGAUGAUAUCCAUGAAGAUAGUGCCGAAGGUAAACGGAAAGUACAAGCUAUUCAGCGCAAAGGACUAUGCAGAGUCUGAGGUGUAUAAAGUGCCAGACGGAAAGUGGGUGUACAAUAAAGACAUGUAUAAAGAUGGGUAUUUAUUAAAGGACAUACCGGUAAGUUAUUUAUCACCAACACCAACUAUCGCACGGGAAGAGAGAAAGUGGUUUGACACGGCAGAGAACAAAAAGAUAACAGGCGCGCUCUUUGUGAAGAACGAAGUAGUAGAGGUGAUGUACGGAGGCCUGAAGGGGGCAGUGGGAAAGAUCCUGACCGUGGGAGAGGAUGAGGCUGUGAUAAAAAUAGGAGAAAGAAAAGUAUCUGUCUCUCUCGCAGAGAUAAAGAAGAGAUACUCGAUUGGCGAUGAAGUGCAGGUGAUCUCGGGAAGAAAAAGAGGAAAGCACGGAUUUGUGGUGGGGAUGGCAGGAAGCAAGCUGAUGAUAGGCGUAAACAACUUCAGCGAAGAGAUAGAGGUAGAUCUGGAAGAAGUGAAGCUGAGCGCAGUCCCAGACACAGAGCCAGAAAAGGCCAAGACACAGCUCAAGAUAGCAGGAAGACCGAAAAGAGACCCCCUUGUUGACAGACAGGGAGAGAUAACAGCAGGAGAGUACAAGGGAAAGAGAGGAACAAUAAAAGAUGUCCUCGCAGAUACGUUCAGAGUGCAGCUGAUAACAACCCUGAAGUGCGUAUCCGUUGAUAGAAAGGAUUUUUUGAUCCACAAAAAGAACACAGCCCCGCCAAUGGGCACAGAAACUACGCCGCGACAGCUCCUUGAGCGCAUGGGCAAAGAGAGAAAAAACUCAGAGGAGGAGGAAGAGGACGAGAGCACCACAAUGGUCCAGGAUGGAAACGAAACCCCAGAGAUAGAGCACACCCCGUACACACCCGGAGGAUACAAGCUGGACAAUUUGUCAGAUGAUGAGUAG